Manihot esculenta (cassava) is the source of this 1911-nucleotide messenger RNA. RefSeq names its product G-type lectin S-receptor-like serine/threonine-protein kinase SD1-1. NCBI's taxonomy places the organism in Eukaryota, Viridiplantae, Streptophyta, Magnoliopsida, Malpighiales, Euphorbiaceae. The transcript has 7 exons. Gene Ontology annotation, molecular function: protein serine/threonine kinase activity; ATP binding. Gene Ontology annotation, biological process: protein phosphorylation. Bases 367 to 1572 code for a protein of 401 amino acids. The record is from RefSeq and is a predicted model, not a curated record.
UAUGGAAAUUGCAUCAUUACUGACUCGCCAGUUUGCCAGUGUCUGAAAGGAUUCAAUCCUAAAUCGCCUGACAACUGGAAUUCUGGGAAUUGGUCUCAAGGCUGUGUCCGCAAUAAGUCGUUAAAUUGCCAGGAUGGAGAUGGAUUUAUCAAAUUCACAGAAUUAAAAUUGCCUGAUACUAAAUAUUCUUGGGUAAAUAAGAAUAUGAGCCUGAAGGAAUGUAGGGGAAAAUGCUUAAACAACUGUAACUGCACUGCUUACUCAGUCUUUGAUAUUGGAAAUGGAGGCAGUGGCUGUGCUCUUUAGUUUAACAAUUUGAUCGACAUUAGACAAAUUCCUUCUGGUGGACAGGAUCUCUAUAUUCGGAUGUCUGCUUCUGAAUUAGCUCGCCUUGAGAAUGAGAAAGAUGAACCUGACGAGAAGAUAGUGGCGAUUGUCAUCCCUGUCAUCGUUUUAGCUUUUGCAUUUUUAGGAGUCUGCUAUUACUUUUGCCAGAGAAGAUUAAAAAAGCUGAAAGAUGAAAAUGAAAUUGAUGGAAGCGAUCAGAGCUCAGAGGAAGAUUUGGACCUCCCAUUGUUUGACUUUGUCACAAUAUCACAUGCAACCAACAAAUUUUCACUCAGCAAUAGGCUAGGACGAGGUGGUUUUGGACCUGUGUACAAGGGAAUACUAGCAGAUGGACAUGAGAUUGCUGUUAAGAGGCUACAAAGUAAUUCAGGACAAGGAUUAAAAGAGUUCAAAAAUGAAGUCAAAUUAAUUGCAAGACUUCAGCACCGAAAUCUAGUAAAACUUCUCGGUAGCUGCAUCCAAGGAAAUGAGAGAAUGUUAAUUUAUGAAUACAUGCCCAACAAAAGCCUGGACUUCUUCAUUUUUGAUCGAACUAGAGGAAAACUAUUAGACUGGUCAAAUCGUUUCAACAUUGUGUGUGGAAUAGCAAGAGGACUCCUUUACCUUCAUCAAGAUUCAAGACUAAGGAUCAUACAUAGAGAUCUCAAAGCAAGUAAUGUAUUGCUUGAUGCUGAUAUGAACCCAAAAAUUUCAGAUUUUGGCAUGGCUAAAACUUUCAGAGAAGACCAGACUGAAGGAAACACAAAAAGGGUGGUAGGAACAUAUGGUUAUAUGGCACUGGAGUAUGCGACUGACGGGCUAUUCUCAGUGAAAUCAGAUGUAUUUAGCUUUGGAAUUCUAAUUCUAGAGAUAAUAAGUGGGCAAAAAAGUCGCGGAUUUUAUCAUCCAAACCAUAGUCUUAACCUUAUUGGAUAUGCAUGGAGAUUGUGGAAAGAAGGAAGUCCCUUGGAGUUGGCUGCUCCAAUUAUCUUGGACUCGUGCCAUGUAUCAGAAGUGAUUCGUUGCAUACAUAUAAGCCUCUUAUGCGUGCAACUGCAUGCUGAGGACAGGCCAAGUAUGGCAUCUGUGGUUUUAAUGCUAGGCAGUGAAACUGCACUACUGCCUCAGCCUAAAGAACCUGGUUUUUUCAAGGACAAAGAUUCAACUGAAGCAGAAUCUUCAUCAAGCAAUCAAGUUUCUUUGUCAACAAAUGAAAUUAGUCUCUCACUGUUGGAGGCUCGAUAGAAUGAAGGGUCAUUUAAAAUUGGGUUGUACUAACUUUCCUGCAGUAUUGACCUACAGCAGUUGAGUUUUCCUCUGAACCUGAAGAUCUGAAUUUCUGGAAAUCAACUAAAAUUUAAUUUUUUGUAUUUUGCUUUAGUUAGUAAAAGGUUAGUAGAACAGGAACUUGAUUGCAGUAAAAAAAUCAGCAGCUACUUUUGUGGUUUUCUUUUAUAUUAGGAAGCCGUUUAUUAAAAAUUUGUACUGAUAAAAAUAUCUUUCUAUAUUGAAAAGGAUUAAAGAAGCCAACAAAGGUGGAACUAAUUAAAGAAAGAAAAAUAAAAAUAGAGAAGAGGAGCCCAU